This is a messenger RNA of Stylonychia lemnae, 1566 nucleotides long. NCBI's taxonomy places the organism in Eukaryota, Ciliophora, Spirotrichea, Sporadotrichida, Oxytrichidae. The record is from the annotation of a GenBank genome assembly.
AUGUUAGGCAAACGUGCCCGCAGUUACGCUGAAAAUAGCGGGAGUUCUUUGGAUAAGAAAUAAAAGACAAGCACUCAGGUAAAUGUGCCUCUCGAUAUGUAAAGUGUAUCUACUAGGACUCAGUCUAAAUGCAAUACUCCCGAUGACUUAAUAAGUUAAGCUCUUCCUAAUGUUACCCUAAUUAAUACGAACGAAGGAAAUUAAUAAACAGGAAAAAACGAGAAGGUAAAAAUGACUUUGAAGCAGCAAUUAAUAUAUCUUUACAGCACUCUAAUUGACGAGUACAACUGCAAUCAUUAGCAAGAUCUAGACAGCGAAACAUAGGUGGAGAUUUACACUCGUGACAGAGAGAAGAAAUACAUCGCCGACUUCAUAAACGAGAGUAUUAGAAGCAAAAAAUCGUCUCUUUUAUAUUUGUGCGGACAUCCCGGAACUGGAAAAACUUCAACUCUCCACCACGUACUCUCCAAAGUUAAACAAAAUUAAUCCAAUAGUCAGCUAUACUAGAAUUGCGAGAUUAUGCUUUACAAUGCUAUGUCAUUCAGAGAUGUGAGGAAGUUCUGCUUGCGUCUACUCAAAGAUUUAAGCUUAAUAUUAACUGGAGAAGCAUUCGAUGAAUCCAGCCACAGCAAAAAUAAGAUUGAUGAUGAAGAUCUAUCAAACUUAAUUGCAAAGACAUUGAUUAUUAAACCCAAUCUAACCAAGAUCAUAGUAAUAGACGAGAUAGAUACUUUUGAGACCUACUAGAGUUCAUUUUUGACAAUGGUUAAAGCAAUAUUAGCGAGCAAGUCUAAUACAGUUCUGAUCGGAAUUGCUAAUUCUGUAGACCUACCAUUUAAGAAGAAGCACUCAGCAAUAGCAAUGAGAGAUCUUUAGUUGCUGUUCGAGCCUUACGACGAAGAACAAAUAAUCGAAAUCCUUGAGAAAAAGACCAAUAUGAAGUAUAACUCUCUUCCAGAGAUAAUGAGGAAGAAUGAGGAUAUUAAGGAUGUGUUUUUCGAUUUAUUGGAAGAAAAGGCUUCCAAGUUCAUUGCAGUUAAGGUAUCUAGAAUGAACGGAGACUUGAGAGUUGCCUUCGACCUCGUGAAAAGUUGCUUCGUCUACUUGCAGAAGGAAUUAAUGAUGGACAACAGUGAGGAAGUUGAUAUCAAUAAGUAAUAAGUCAAGAGUCUAAUGGUUGCCAAAGUUUUUGAAUUAAAGUAUGGUUCCAAACUGCCCGAGACUCUCAGAAAAUUGCCAAGAUAAAAUCUCAUUAUUUUAGAAGUCAUAGCAAACUUAUAUGAGAAUGAGAGUGAAGAUAGAAAAUUUACAUAUCACGACGUAUACAAUAAACUAGGUUUGAAGUGUAAAGAGCACGGUUUGGGGAAAAUUGCUUAUAGUGAGAUGGACUCAGUAAUGGAGGUGCUUCAAAAUUAUAAUAUUAUUGAGAUAGACAGAGCAAGCAAGCUGAAAGAUUCGAAGACCUAGAAAUUCUGCCUUAAGGUCGAGACAGCUGAACUCUUUACAGCUCUUAAUAAUAUUAUCUCGAUGAGAGGGGGCAUCAGUGAGUCACCAAGCAAAAAAUGA